Molecule: messenger RNA, 1166 nt
Organism: Pyrus x bretschneideri (Chinese white pear)
Lineage: Eukaryota; Viridiplantae; Streptophyta; Magnoliopsida; Rosales; Rosaceae
Product: COP9 signalosome complex subunit 6a
Exons: 9
Coding region: 1-1002 (333 amino acids)
Biological process (GO): protein deneddylation
Cellular component (GO): COP9 signalosome
Molecular function (GO): metallopeptidase activity; protein binding
Source: RefSeq, a predicted model, not a curated record
AUGGCGGAAUCCUCCAGCAGCGGGCUGACGUUCAAGCUCCAUCCACUGGUGAUCGUCAACAUCUCCGAUCACUACUCUAGGGUUAAGUCCCAGAUGCACCCGCCGAUCACCAACACUCCAACACCACCGCCCAACAACGGCUCCGAAGGAGCAGUAGAAGCAGCAGCAGCAGCCUCCUCUUCUUCCUCCUCCUCCACCGCCUCCGCCUCGUCUCCGCGCGUCUUCGGCUGCGUUAUCGGGGUUCAGAGAGGCCGCACGGUCGAGAUCUUCAACAGCUUCGAGCUCCUCUAUGAUCCCGAGACUCACUCCCUCGACCGUGCCUUCCUCGAGAAGAAGCAAGAGCUCUAUAAGAAGGUGUUUCCAAACUUUUACAUACUGGGGUGGUACUCCACUGGAACAGAUGCUCAGGAAUCUGACAUGAACAUCCACAAAGCUUUGAUGGAUAUCAAUGAAAGCCCUGUUUAUGUUCUUCUCAACCCCUUGAUCAAUGCUGCUCAAAAGGAUCUCCCAAUCACUAUUUAUGAAAGCGAGAUGCAUGUCAUUGACGGGAUUCCACAGCUAAUCUUCGUCAGUUCAAGCUAUACUAUUGAGACUGUGGAAGCUGAGCGCAUUUCAGUUGACCAUGUUGCCCAUCUUAAACCAUCUGAUGGAGGUUCAGCAGCAACUCAAUUGGCUGCUCAUCUUACCGGAAUUCACAGUGCCAUCAAGAUGCUAAAUAGCAGAAUUAGAGUGCUUCAUCACUAUCUUCUUGCUAUGCAGAAAGGUGAUAUACCUUGUGAAAAUUCACUUUUAAGACAAGUAUCAAGUCUUCUGAGAAGGUUGCCUGCCAUAGAAUCGGGGAAAUUUCAAGAUGAUUUUUUGAUGGAAUACAAUGACACUUUGUUGAUUACAUAUUUGGCUGUGCUGACCAACUGCUCAAGUACAACGAAUGAGCUAGUCGACAAGUUCAACACUGCAUAUGAUAGGCACAGUCGAAGAGGUGGACGGACUGCAUAUUUCUGAAAGCUGCUUUGCCAUAAUAUACAGCAGUCUUUAGUUUCUUUGAGAGCUUUUUGGGUGCUGCUGGAUUUGUUUGACUGCAUAAUGCAUAGCACAUGGAAGUGUAGAAAUUGAAAUAUUACUCGGACCUUGAUAAUUCGGAAAGAAAAUAAAUUUCAGUCUCUCUA